AUGGUUGAGCUGUCCAAGAAACAGAUAGAGGAGCUGGCUAGAGCGCUUAUAGAAUAUAAACGGCCGUUCUUGUGGGUUAUAACGGAUAAACUCAACAGAGAAGCGAAAAUAGAAGGUGAAGACGAGACAGAGGUUGAGAAGAUAGCUUGUUUUAGACACGAACUUGAAGAGGUUGGGAUGAUUGUUUCUUGGUGUUCGCAGAUAGAGGUUUUAAGACACCGAGCUGCAGGUUGUUUUGUGACUCACUGUGGGUGGAGCUCGACGCUGGAGAGUUUGGUUCUUGGCGUUCCAGUUGUGGCGCUUCCGAUGUGGUCAGAUCAACCGACGAACGCUAAGCUUCUAGAAGAAAGUUGGAAGACAGGUGUGAGGGUGAGAGAAAACUCGGAAGGUUUGGUGGAGAGAGGGGAGAUAAGGCGGUGUUUGGAAGAAGUGAUGGAGAAGAGAGCUGAGAAGCUGAAGGAAAGCACAGAGAAAUGGAAACGUUUAGCGAUUGAAGCGGGUGGAGAAGGAGGAUCCUCGGAUAAGAACAUAAAGGCUUUUGUGGAGUCUCUCUGUUUUGAGGUUGUGUGA
Camelina sativa (false flax) is the source of this 570-nucleotide messenger RNA. Lineage: Eukaryota; Viridiplantae; Streptophyta; Magnoliopsida; Brassicales; Brassicaceae. The record is from RefSeq and is a predicted model, not a curated record.